CCUAUGGGUUCCUUAUUAGUAGAGGGGCCAAAUUUCACCUAAAUCGUCUUUCUAAGUCGAAAGAUCAACCUAGUCUGGAAUAUAUCAUCAAUCACGUACUGCUUCCCCUCAAGUUGCCACAAGGGAGUGACCAAUCCCUCGAGAACGACAUGGCCUUAUCUCAGGCAGUAUUUGAUGCUGCUAUCACUUUCAGUGACCAGCUGCCGUCCGAUCAGCUGUUGCUUUGGAUGAGCAGCUUGAAAAUGCUUCGCAAUCUCAAGGAUUCAAUCAGAUUCAGCGUGAUGUCUGCAAAGGAAGUCGAAUCUCAAAUCAACGCUAUGGGCACUGAAGAUGUCCUUGUAUACAUGAUUCGCACACAAAACGCUGCGGUGGUCAUGAGAAAACUCGAAUCCGAGACCAUAUUCGAGUCAUUUGAGGUCUCUCCUGACCCCACCGCAGUGAUGGGCGCAAAGGGAAAGCUGAUUUGUUCUUAUCCUGGACCUGCUAUCACAGUUCCAGAUACGAACAUUGAUAAUGCCACCUUUGCCGCAGAGCUUGCGAAUUUUCUCGUUCACAUGGAUGAAGAUGUCCUUGAUGCGGCAGCGACGAGGACAAAGGCUAAAUCCACUGUUCUCGAAGAGAGGGACACCACACAUCCCAGAUAUAUCACGGAACUCCUGACUGGUAUACUGCGUGGCCUCGGGAGCAUCGCUGAUGUUCCUCGCAUCCGCAAGCGCAUCGGAGAUGAUGUGCUGUGGGACAGCGCGAAAUUGCCGUGGAGGCGGUCUCCGCUUUGGCUUGUCAUUCGCGUUGCCUUACAGACGACUCUGGAGCGCAGUGCUCUUGGACGAACGACGUAUAAAUCGUUCAUGCUGUUCUUCAUGGCGAGGCUCACCACCCUUGCCAUCGACCAUGACUUAUCGAAUGACAUCUUACACUUCAUGUCGGCAAAGAUCGCACGCCGUCUUUUCAAGCUUGGAUCCACCACUUCUCCGGAGUUGUCGCAGAUGGUCAGUAAGGUCACCAGUGAUGUAAGGAGUGUCCUGGAGGAGAGAUGGGGAUCUGUUCAGAACGUGCAACGGGCCUCGCCUCUUUGGGCUCCCGAGACCCUCCGAGUCUUGCGAGAUACCCAUCUUUCCUUGAACACAAGUCGCGAGUACAUACGCCAAGCUUUGCAGAACCAGCAUUCGUCCCCCAAAACAACCUCAUUCAAUCCCAGCCACCACAUGCGCGGCACAAUCGAUAAUUUCCUUGACGCCGAAGCUAGCUUCCUGGUAGCUGCUCAUGCCGCAGAACCCUAUCUUGCCCUCGCAGAUUUUGAGACCGCCAUUAGUUCAGGGAUCGACGACUGGGUGGCGCGCGUUCAAUUCCAGAGUACCGAUUCCGCAUGCGUCUCGAUUGAGGCGUGCGCCUCUGCGUACUCCUCGAGAGCGCUUAAGGCUUAUAAAGGAAACCCGGAGAAUUUAUCUAUCAUGCUUCUCACCCUUUUUGAGCUCUGGGUAGCCAUGGAUAAGAUCGUUGUUGGACAAAUUCCACUCCUGGCAGAAUACUCCCCUGAAAUCCCAUUGACACUUUGGGAGUGUCUUUUAAUCCGCAAAGCUUCUGGCCUUGAUCGUUUGAAGAAAUUGCACGCCUACCUGAAAGCUCGUCAUUGCCAGGCUUCUAGCCGUCUGUCGGCAUUCUCGUUUACCAACGAUCACAAGUCGUUCGCGGCGCGAUAUUUCCACCAGUCAUCCAAGCUGCGCAGUUUGAAGGUUCGCAUCGAGGCGGAUGGUCAGAAACAGCGGGAGAAGAAGUUGACCGAGCUUCGGACCCUAAACAAGAGGUACAGUGACCUAGAGACGCGCGCAGCAAGUUUAGCGCACGAAUACGGUGUCAACUCCCGCGGCUGGGAGUACCACAAGAAAAAGCGUUGUCAAAAGUGUCGCGUGGAGAAGGAGAUGCAAUCCAUGACGAUUACAGUUCACGAGUGGCCGCUACCAGAGCGUGAUCAGGAGGCGAUAGUGGUCGUCUUCGAACUAGCAUGCCCCACCGCGUUCGACAUGUGGAGAUCCAUGACAUUUCAUGUCUUCGUUGACAUCUGCACUCUAGAAAAGAUUUCGUCCACUCAUCCCUUCAUGACACUGCCAAAAUAUGAUGCCUUGCAGCAAUAUCGCACGUGCCAUCCAAGACAAAGGCUCACUUUGGCAUCCGAGGCCAAACCUUUCUCCAAGUGCCAUUACAGUAACACUCGUAUUCCUACGCAGGACACCAAAGUUUGUGUGAACAAUGGACUCAAAUUUCGGCCUUUCGAUACAACCACAGAUACGUGGGCGGCAGACGUACUACUGCGAUGCGACGCCACCAAGUUGUGUACUUUCCUUCUUCCAAAGGGACCAUAUGAUGGUUUGCAGCGGUAUCUUGCAGGGACAUCCCACACGUCAAACGAGGUCAUAGCCAAUCAGGCAGAUUGCCACAAGGACAUGACUAUACACGAAUUCAUCGCGUUCGGGUCCUUGCGAAGUGGACCACGUUUGCAAUGGAUGAACGUGCUACGUGAACUCCGUGCAAGGACGCUCAAUUUUCGACGUGAGGAGGUCCAUCUACUGUUGGCGCAAGCUGUUUCACAGGUCGGUCCAUUUUCGUCCGACGACGGCCUUAUUUGGCAUGAGGAGUUGAACAGCGUGCCUUUCCUUGGCGUACUACUCGGAGAGCUGGAGGAUUUGAUGGCGAGCGUCGAAGGGAAUUGGUUGGAAGCUGUCACGAUCGACACUACCGUCAUGCUUGUAUGCCGCGUCUUGUCCUCGACUCAGGAAGAGAGUAUCAAAAUUCGUGGAUAUUCGUUGCUUCGGAGGAUACGAACUGCGACUUUUACGUUGCUGACGCAACUAUCAGAGAAAUUGCAAGCUAGCAACGAGGAGACGGUCAGUCGGGAUUUACAGGGGCGCGUUCGGGAUAUGGCAGUCACCUGUCGUAGCACUUUCGAUGUCGACGGAGACGCUUCACUGCUCCUGAUGUCGAGCGAUGACAUCAAGGUAUUUGCAUAUUGUGCGGUCAUGAUUUAUGACAACACUCCAAGCCAAUUGGGCAAUCUUCCACAACAUUCCAAGCUACUGCUAGAGCGAGACAAGAGAUGCUGUCACGCAUUAGAACCAGCUAUUCGUCAAUAUGCAGAGCUUCACCGGGAGGGUCUUGAUUGCGCGAUAGCCAAGAUUUGGGGCAGUUACAGACCAGGAACUCCUUGGAGGGCACUGACGGCUCCAAAUUCUCGUUGGCUUGUGGCGCAGACUGCGCAAUCACAUUCCCAAUCACCACAGGACGUACACAUCAAUUUGAUUAGUGGAUGCUUGCUUGUUGGCGGGAAGCAGCUGGGCAGGCUCCCUUCGAUUAUAGUGCAACAUCCCACUUACCAAUCUAUUUUUGGCGAUCAAGUUCUGGACAUCGUUCCAGCUGAUAUUCCUGGAAUGGAAUAUGCGACACGCGGGAACCUCUGCGACCAUCAGGUGUCUUUCUCUCUCCGUGACUCGAACGAUCUCAUCAUCCGUGCGAAGCAUAUCAAACAUGGCUCACCCAUCCUCCAGCUCAUUCCGAGCCACAAAUUCGUGGAUGACCUACCGACAAUCUUGGUAGCAGGCCAUACUCAUUGGCUCAACCUUUCCACGAGGGAAAUCGAGAUUCGGCCAGCAGAAAAUGCGUGGAAGUCUUCACCUGAUAAUUGGGUUUUGCGAUUUUCUGUUUCGACGGUGCAGAAUUCCAGCGGUGCCACCCUUGUUGAUAUACGCAGCCAAACGUGGGACAUGAUCUCCAAGAGGUUGCGCCCUCUGGAGGAUGCACGCUUCAUCAUGGUCACACAUAAUAGAGCAUCCGGCAGCACUCCCUCGUUGAAGGCUGAUUUGCCUCGAUAUGGCCUCGAAUUCUUCAUCGAUGAGGAUGGGGAAUUGCAGUCCCGUAACAUGCGCAACAUGGUCGUUGAUGUCAUUCAGUCUACUGGCACCAUGAUGGGAUUAGUCAACCAACUCAUCUUGCGCCCAAAGUUGCAAGCUGCGGAUGAGCAUCCGCGCAUCGUCAUCAUCCCAGACGGUCGUAUCUCAUACUCUGCGAAUAGUCACCAUGUCCGCGUCACCAUCGCUCCUGAAGGUACUCGAGUGACCUACCGGUUGUACAGGGUUGAUACAGAUCUACGCUGUCUCACUGGGAACGUGGGUCUGACAAGCAAGCUCUAUCAGGCGCUCCUUCACGCUGUCACGAGCGGCUGUCUCCCUGAUCCGCUUACGGGCCGAACGGGUACAGAGGAGGCGUUGCAUCUCUUACAUUCCGCAGCUUGCCGAUCGUUUAUGAGGCUUCGCUCUCGUGACACAGAUCUUUUGCGCGAGAUCAGUUCGCUGUCAACCAGGCGCGUCUGGUAUCCCAUUCAUCUUCAGAAGAUGCAGACAAUUUCGUGGUCAUGUCUUGCGCCCCUUGCACAACACCAUGGCUUUCAUCCAGCCGCGAAAUCUAUCAUGGAUUAUGGCAUGCAGCUCUCGACUUUCUCAGAAGGGUCUGCAAACCUUCCGCUCACCUAUGGGCUUCCAAGAUUCACCAGCCACCUUCUUGAACGCGCGUCAGUUCGUGCCUCGGCGAUCUAUCCUGAUCAGUUCUCUCUUCCACUUCCGCUGGGUGACAAAGAUGUUAUCUAUGCUUCACGUGAUAUUCCCGACAAAGUCGCGGAAGAGAGGGCAUUUCGAACCGCCUUCAUGGUGCACAAGUGGCCAAGCAGACUUCCAGUGCAGCGGGAUCUCCUUAGUUUGUUGACUCAGUGGCAAAAUGUCGAGGGCGUUGGCGAGCCGCUCAGCUUGCAGUACUCCAAAGACUGGCUUCAACCAACUUUUCCCGACAUCUUCCUUUCUGCGUACGACCGUUGUCGUAGGGCUACAAAGAAAGAUAUAUCUCGACUGGUGUUCACCCUAGCUUCUGUAUCAUACAGCUUGUUGGAUGAUCAUGAGCUCGUACCAACACUCCUGGCCUUCGCCACAGUUCCUGAAAUUCGCAGCUUGGGAGGCCCACCAAAGUUCACGUCCUAUAAUCUCUCGGAUGGCUUCAUGCUGUCCGAUACGAUAUUGGACAAUAUCAUCAGUUCGUGCACCGAAGAUUACGAAUUCAGCCAGGAGAGAUACCUACCUGCAAUGCCCGAAGAAGAUGAAAAAACUCUAGGGAGGCGUCGUUAUUCAGCUUUCGAAGACAAGUGCUGCUCUGAAAAGCAAGUCAUUCUCAGCAAAGUUCGGGAUGCCUGGCCGUGCGAAGAUCCUCCGGCACUUAAUAAUACGCUGCAAGUGGACUGCUACAAUCUCAGUGAACUGUCAGGGAAACUUUCCCCAGUAUUUCGCAGCUGUUGGCGAAACCGUUGUCUGAAGCUACAUCUGGAUAGCCUGCAGGGUACCCUAAAACGGUUCUACACGCUAAAUCCUCCUUCGAAACUGCCCUCUCAAUAUGAUCUCGAUUCCCGCCCUGAUGACUCAGAUGUUGUAUCACCGGCCUCAUCCAUUAAUGCCCAGUACCUUUUCAAUCGAGAUGCGCCUGUUAUAUCCAUGCAUGCGCCUUCCCAAGUUCUUAGCGAUUUGAGUCGGAGAGAUUUCAUAUCUCCAGACUCCGGAGUCACAACGAAGUUGCAACAGCUGAUCAACGACUUUCGCGCCUCAGGAAGUGACAAGUUUCGCCGCAAAUACGCCGAUGAUCUGGACCGGAGCAGGUCAAUUUACUGUGACGAAAAGACGGUUGCCCUACCGGAUUCUACGCCAUACACGAUUGAAUUACUGCUUGAGUACCAUUCUCUCCAUAGCCGGCAAUUCCAAGAUUCACUCGCAUCGAUCUCACACGUCCUCUCUCCUACAUCUGCUGCUGAAAGCACGUUAUACAAUGCUGGAUUAUGGCCCCGAGUUACACCAAAUUUCCUCUUUACUCGCAUGGCUUCUGCAGCAGGAAAUUAUCUGGGGAAGGCUUGGCGUGCUACUCUUGUCCAGCUGUCUCAGAUACUUUUGCAACUGCAACGCUCGCGAAGGCUAUUGGUCUUUGCCGCUAACAAAAACUGGGUCGAGUUCUUCAAGGAGUUGGAGAGCGAAGAGUGUGAGGAAUUUGAUCCGGAGCUGUACCCUGACUGGCUUUUAAUACAGAUUGAAAGUCAGUUCUUGGCACGGCCAGUCCAGGUCAAGGUUGCGCUAGAGAUGAUGUCACCAUGCACAGGAGGAAAUACUUCGCUGCAGCUGAACAUGGGCGAAGGCAAAUCCUACGUGAUCGUUCCUCUCGCAGCAGCCGCACUUUCUGAUGGCCACAGACUGGUCCGAGUAAUCGUGCUGAAGUCGUUGUCAGCUCAGAUGUUUCAGCUCCUGGUUGAACGACUAAGCGGCCUUGCACAGAGGCGCAUUUUCUAUAUUCCAUUCUCCCGCGCACUCUCUAUCGACUCAUCGAAGGUGCAAAUGUAUCGUGACCUGAUGCAAGAGUGUAUGGAUGCCAAGGGCAUUUUGGUCGUGCAACCGGACCACAUUCUAUCGUUCCAGUUAAUGGCUAUCGACCGUCAGCUGCCCCCUCUAACUGAAGCUGCUGACCGUCAGCUGGCGCCCCCUCGGACUGAAGCUGCUGGGGAUAUGCUUCGGACUCAGUUGUGGCUUGACAAUCACACGCGCGACAUCCUGGAUGAAAGCGAUGAAAUUCUGCACGUCCGCUAUCAGCUGGUAUAUACUAUGGGCCUCCAAAGGUCGCUUCAAGGUCAUCCCGAACGGUGGACUACCACACAGCAAGUGUUAAGUCUUGUUGCGAAGCACACCGUCAGGUUCAUGAGCGAAUUUCCCUCUUGCUCAGAAGUGUCUGCUCACGAGCACGGAGUAUUCCCAUUCGUACGAGUUCUGCACCCGACAGCAGGUGAAGCAAUGGUCCAAUGGAUCGCACAAGAUGUCGUUGAUGGGGCACUUGACAACAUCAGCUUCGACCAAGCAUCUUUUCACGUGAAGCAAGCUGUCUGCCAGUUCAUCGCAACUGAGAAGAUCUCCAACACUUGUAUCAGCUUAGUAGAGAAGUGCUAUAAACACACUACGGUCUGGCCCGGCCUCCUAGUCUUGCGUGGACUGCUGGCAUGUGGUAUCUUAGUGUACGCCCUCAAAGAACGUCGCUGGCGCGUGGACUAUGGCCUUGCCCCAAAACGAACUAUGCUAGCUGUUCCAUUUCGCGCCAAAGAUAUGCCCUCGCUGCGGGCAGAGUUUGGGCAUCCAGACGUUGCUGUCAUCCUCACGUGCCUCUCCUACUAUUAUGGGGGUCUCACGCACCAGCAGUUGAUGUUGUGCUUCGAGCUCCUACUGAAGCAGGAUAAUCCUACCCUCGAGUAUGAAUCCUGGGUACUUGGACUUCAGUCCGUCCCAGAAAGUCUGCGCCACCUUAGCGGAAUCAAUACGGAAUCCGCAGAGCAGCUCCGUGACCUUCAGCAACUGUUUGAAUUCAACAAGGCGGUCAUAGAUUUCUACUUGUCCCGAGUAGUUUUUCCCAAGGAAGCGAAGGCAUUCCCCAGAAAGCUCACCUGCUCCGGGUGGGAUCUCGCUCAAAAGAAGAAACAUCUCACAACCGGCUUUUCUGGUACCAACGACAAUCGCUAUCUUUUACCAAGCUCGAUGGUGCAGCAUGACCUUGAUUAUCAACGUAGUACGAAUGCCCGAGUCCUAGCAUUCCUCCUGCGCCCAGAAAACAAUUGCUAUAGACCCAUACCGUCUGGCCAGAAGGUGCAAGAUUUCAUCGAUACCUUAAUCGCGCAAACCCCCGAGGUUCGCGUACUCUUGGAUGUGGGUGCACAGAUGCUGGAAUUGAAGAAUCAGGAAUUGGCCGAGGCAUGGCUUCGAGCCAAGCGCGACGCCCAAGCUGCAGUCUUCGUGAAUGACGACGAUGAAAUUGUCGUUGUCAGUCGGGACGGGACAGUGGAGCCCCUUGUGUCGUCCCCCUUUGCCCAGCAGCUUGACCAGUGCGUGAUAUAUCUGGACGACGCACAUACCAGAGGAACGGAUGUCAAACUUCCUUCCGGCUUCCGAGCUGCUGUCACGCUUGGUCCGAAAGUCACGAAAGACCGCCUGACGCAAGGAUGCAUGCGAAUGCGGAAGCUGGGCAAUGGACACUCAGUCAUGUUCUUCGCUCCGACGGAAGUUGACCGAAAUAUUCGUUCGGCGACUCACAAAACUGAUACCGACGAUGUCGACGUGGCAGAUAUCCUGCACUGGGCGAUGCUCGAAACUUGUCUUGACAUUCAGAUGCGUGCAUUCCAUUGGGUUCAACAGGGAUCGGAUUUCAACGCACGGCAUUCCGCAUGGACUCAAUUCUCGCGCGCCCCUGCCACUUCGAUUUCCAUUCUGGAAACAGCUUGGUUACAACCAGAGGAGCGCUCAUUGGAGGAUAUGUACGCACCACGCAGCCCUUCACAGGUAUUACCCGUUUGCGAUGCAGGCAUUCGAAGGAAGUGCGAGGAGCUCGGAGUUCAAAUGGGACCUGAAAGGAGCAUGGAUGAGGAACAAGAAAGGGAGGUAGUCCACGAGAUAGAGAAGGAACGUCAAGUUCAAAGACCGCGCAAAUUAAAGGCUGCAGCUCAGGACCUGCAUGUGCACGUUCGUCGAUUUAUCAAGACCGGCCGAAUUCCUACAGGGUCCCCCGCAUUCAUUCCAGCGCUAUCCAGCCUUGUCAACACUGCCGCUGAAUUUCAUGAGCGCGAUCAGUGGGCACAAAAUGUUUUAGUCACCCGUGACUUCGCUCGUACGGUAGGGACAAUGCAGAGAGAAGAUGAAUACCUGCGUCCCGUCAAUUGGAUCGUAAUCAGUGACGUUGGCCUGCUGGUAAUCAUGAGCCCGAACGAAGUGGACAUACUGCUGCCCGAUAUCCGAAACAGCAAUGUGGUUCACUUAUGUGUCUAUACUCCUCGCACCACAAACACGAUGAAGGCAUGCGAUGAUCUUCAGCUCUACCGUGUUCCUUCGACACCACAUCUGACACCAUCGGAACCGCUGAUUUGCCAGCUCAACCUUUUCGCGGGUCAACUCUAUUUUUCCAGUUACGAGAUGUAUCUCCACACUUGCAACUUCUUAGGGCUCAACGCGCCGGAUUUGGAGGACAAGGACUUGAUAGCCGACAGUGAUGGAUUUAUCAAGGAGGAGAAACGCCCUUCUGCGAGAGCAUCGUGUUCGUUCAAACGAUCCCAGCUUCCCCCGCUGAAGGAGUUGUUUGGAAUGAGAAGGAAAGGCAUGGGGUAUCUGCCAACUCACCUCGGAAAGAUGUUCAAUGGCCGCAUUCUGACUGAGGGGGAUUUUCUCGACUGAGCGGCGGUCUGUUUAGCGUAUGUUUUAGCGCCUUUCUGCCAGAGAUCUGACUAACUGUAGUUCUG
This is a messenger RNA of Suillus subalutaceus, 9337 nucleotides long. RefSeq lists its product as uncharacterized. The record is from RefSeq and is a predicted model, not a curated record. Bases 150 to 9272 code for a protein of 3040 amino acids. The transcript is spliced from 7 exons. NCBI's taxonomy places the organism in Eukaryota, Fungi, Basidiomycota, Agaricomycetes, Boletales, Suillaceae.